GUGGUAGAUCGGGACGCGUGGAAUAAAGACACGGAAUUGCAGACUUUUGACGUGUUUCUUCAUUUCUAUCGGUAUCGCUUGUGCUGUGGUGAAUUAAACCUGCCUUUUGCGGUACCUACAACAAUUGUCUGUCUGUCUUGCUGUAUUGUUGGUCUAAUAAAGUUGUGGUGUUGGUGCUAAAUAUUUUCUUCGAGGUGCAGCGUGUAGAAGUCAGCUUGCGAAAACAUAAUUUUCUGUAGGUCAUUUGGAGAGUGUAUGCCGAAUCAGUGCCUGCUGCGAAGACAGAUCAUUCCAUAGAUUGUAAUUCGAAUAUCUUGCGCCAAAAUCGCGGACUACAAACAGGAAAUCAAGUAGCAAACGAAGGCCAAUAAUUCUGCGCGGGCGAUAAAGCUGAAUGCGUGAAACCGCUCGUGAUGUCCGGUCCGGAAUGCUGAGUGUGAAAUGAAUAGCUGAGCGUGUACGGGUGGAGAACUGAACCCUGAGAAUCAAUGAAUUCUGGAACGGCAAGAUAGCAGAUAACGGAACGAUGUCAUCGGAUAGAAUACACAGAGCGGCCAAGGACGGUUUGCUUGAUGUACUCAAAGAAGCCACUCGUUCGGAAGCAAACUCCAAAGAUGUGGAUGGUAUGACCCCGGUGCUAUGGGCAGCUUUCGAAGGACGUUUAGAAGCCCUCAAACUACUAGUCGGACGGGGAGGGGAUCCCGAUAAAUCAGAUCAAUUUGGCAACACGGCUUUGCAUUUAGCUUCCGCCAAAGGGCACAUGCAGUGCGUGGAUUUCCUGGUCCAAUUUGGUGCAAACUUAUAUGCGCUUGAUAUUGAUAAGCACAGUGCAAAAGACUUAGCAGCCAUCAACAAUCGUGAUAAUAUCCUGCGCUAUCUGGAUGCGGCUGCAGGCAAUCUGGAAGUGAUUGAUAAGAAAAAAGUUCGAAACCUAAAAGAACAAGCGAAAAAGAAGUCUGAAAAGCAAGCACGUGAAUUUGCCAUACGGCAACAGAAAAUUGAUCAAGCAAUCGAGGAUGGCAGCCGAGUUCGACCGCAUCGGCCAUCUAACGUGCUUCAGUUGCUAAAGCACAAAAUAUGGUCUGGGAGCCAGGGUAAUUUAAAAAAUACACAAAAAGAAGCCAAUCAGAAUUCGACCAAAUUCAGUGCACUAGUCGGUGGAACGGUGACUGGAGCUAAAGGUGCAGUAAAGAAACGAGCGGAAGCUACCAAACUUAAGCAACAGUUAGGAAAUGGAGGAUUCAAAAUUGGUGAAGUGGAACCAACGGGAAAACGCAGUGUAAGAUCCAUCCAAGGACUGCAGAGGGAUUCGGAGAUUUUGUACGUGGGUACUUACAGCUCAGAUGAUAACAGUAAAAGAGGACAGCUUAAAGAUGUGUUCGAUGUCGACUCGAAUGGUUACGAAGAAGUGGAUGACGAUGAUAGUGAAAACGGUUGUUCCAAUGUCAACAAGUUUAACACUAUUUCAAGGUCUGUGAGUCAACCAGAUUUUUUGGCUAACCUAAACGACGAUCUUACGAACGACGUUUUAUUGCAAAGCCGACCCAGCAUUUUCAAUAGACCGUCUGGGAAUUUAGCUAUGACCCGAUCAGUAUCAACAGUGCUUGCAAAUCUGGCCAAUGAAAAUUCGGCCAACGAAUCGCCAGAUGGAUCCAUGAAAACAAAAGCCAAACUAGGUCCGAUCAAACCACGCUCGCAGUUAGUCAUCUCGGACUCGGAAAGUGAGCAUGAUAGCUCGGAUAACGAAGAAAACGAAUCGUUGGCAGUGCUGCGGUUCCUGUUUGCGUUCAAACUCGAAGACCACUACCCAAUAUUUCAGAAAAAUGAAAUUGAUAUGGAAACAUUAAUGCUGCUGACUGAAGGUGAUAUAAAAUCCCUGGGAUUGCCGAUCGGUCCACACAGAAGAUUAUGCAACGCAAUUCAGGAACGAAAAGAGGCCCUUGCCAGUCCGGGAACUAUAAUGGACAGCCGGUUGUGAGCGCUACCGUGGUGCGAUUGCAUUUUAAAAACCUGCCUUAAUUAAGAAACUGAACUAGUAGGCAUGUAAAUAGUCAAUUAAAUUAUUGAAAAUUUUA
Topomyia yanbarensis is the source of this 2075-nucleotide messenger RNA. RefSeq names its product pre-mRNA splicing regulator USH1G (gene Sans). Gene Ontology annotation, molecular function: protein binding. The coding region runs from base 527 to 1978 and encodes 483 amino acids. Lineage: Eukaryota; Metazoa; Arthropoda; Insecta; Diptera; Culicidae. The transcript is spliced from 8 exons. The record is from RefSeq and is a predicted model, not a curated record.